CUUAUCUCCGUUUUCUGGUCUGUGGCCCCUAGUUUUAUGCUAUGGGCCUUGCUCAUCCUACUUAACUUGGUGGUCUCUGCUUUUGAAUCGGGCUUCUCCUGUGAUACUUUUUCGUUUCCCAUGGAUCUGCCAAUUGCAGGCAGGAAAAGGACCACAGAGCAAGAUGAUAAUGAUGUUGAUCUUCAGGGGAUGAAGGAAACCAGUAGCUGCUACUGUAACAUCAUUGCAGCAGAAUCACUACCUCGGCAAAACACUAUUUCGUACAACUUUGAUUUUUCUGAUGAUUUCAUGAAUGUUUACGAUGAAUCUACCCCAAACGAUCAAAAUGCCUUCUUGAACAGUCUCCUGACAGAACCCAAAUCAUCAAACCUGUUUUCCUUCCCGGAAAAUGAGUCAGUGGCAGUCUCAGAGAUCAUCUCAAAGACAGAGUGGGCAGAUGAUUUGAAAGGAUGUGAAGAACAGAGUCCAUAUUCAGGGCCGAUUCUUCCUGAGAUAGAGUCUGCAUUGUCAAUUUAUGGUGGAGCAAAUCGUCAUUCUUGUACUUCUAAUUUUUCAUCUCCCUCAUUUGUUGAUUCAUUCACCAUUUUUGAUUCCCUGUGUACUAAAGCCGCUCCUCCUGAGCUGAACUUAAGCUCCUGUUCUGAAAGUUACAGCUUACCAAUUUCCCCAUCACCUCAAGCAAACGCAAAAACACUACCCAUUUCAAAAAGGCAACAUUUUGGAAAUUAUGUGCUGGAAAAGAACGGCCCUCCUGCAACUCAAAAUUCUGGGUUUAACUCUUAUCAGAGUACAUUUUCUCCGUAUUCUUACCGCAGCUUGCCCAGUUCAAUAAAUGAGUUGCUGUAUAGAAAAUUGCAUCCACCCAAAAGUGAGGCAAACUAUUUACUCAAGAUAAAAUGCCCAGAGAAUCACAAGGAUGACGGUUACAAAUGGAGAAAGUAUGGACAGAAGUCCAUAAAGAAUAGCCCCUACCCUAGGAGUUACUACAGAUGCACAAGUCCCAAGUGCCGUGCAAAGAAGCAGGUGGAGAGAUGCGUGGAUGAGCCCAACACACUUGCCAUCACUUAUGAAGGUCUCCAUCUUCACUAUUCUUACUCCCCAUUGCAGAUUACCCAACAACCCAACUAUUCUCUUCGUCAGCCAGAAAACAACAUAUAUGAAAGGAUGAACAAGAGGAAAGCUGUGAUAGACAGUGUAUGGAAUGAUUGCUUUAAAAAUUCAAUACAGUCAUCCGAAUCUCCUGCCAUGGUAGCUACCCAUCAACAACUACUACAAGAAAAAGAUGGGCUCUGCGAAUCUUUGAAAUUUGGAAGAGAAAGCAGUGAUAUAAUUGAUGGAGUGGUUGAAGAAGAAGGCGGUGGUGGGCGUAGGGAUGGACUGCUCCAGGACAUUGUGCCCCAACGAAUAAUAAAUCCUUUGUCCUCUUCUUCUUCUUCUUCAUCUGCCUCCCAAUAAUGUUUUUGGUGGGGAUUUAUGUUUAUCAAGAUAAAUUGACUCCAUUUUAAUUCAAGGAGAAGAAUAUAUAUGGCAGCUCUUUUAUGCAGGUUAAAUGGUAAUAAUGUACAGUCAUAUUGUUAUUUUAAAAAUAAAUUUGUAUAAUCUGAAACAAUUGUGCAGGAAGCAUAAAAUUUAAGG
This is a messenger RNA of Cryptomeria japonica (Japanese cedar), 1635 nucleotides long. RefSeq lists its product as uncharacterized. NCBI's taxonomy places the organism in Eukaryota, Viridiplantae, Streptophyta, Pinopsida, Cupressales, Cupressaceae. Bases 37 to 1455 code for a protein of 472 amino acids. Gene Ontology annotation, molecular function: DNA-binding transcription factor activity; sequence-specific DNA binding. The transcript is spliced from 3 exons. Gene Ontology annotation, biological process: regulation of DNA-templated transcription. The record is from RefSeq and is a predicted model, not a curated record.